This is a messenger RNA of Menidia menidia (Atlantic silverside), 6321 nucleotides long. NCBI's taxonomy places the organism in Eukaryota, Metazoa, Chordata, Actinopteri, Atheriniformes, Atherinopsidae. The record is from the annotation of a GenBank genome assembly.
GCAUUUACUGGUUCGUUUCUGAAUGAAACUGCUUUUUGGCCGCAGACAUUGUGGCUCCGUUACUGUUUGUUAUUGAGGAACGGACUUCCUUUGGCCCGAGCCCGAAUGUCGCCAGUUUCCUUGUCACUGCCGAAGAAGGACCAACUGUAAGAACAGCGCCAUUUCUGUCGGCGUCCAUGAUACGCUAUGCUACCGCAGCGGAUUCCAGAGCUCUUGCUCGGAACGGCAGCGGGAGAGAAAUAGCCGCUCCCCUUUCGCUCCCUCUCUCUACUUCAGCUCACGGCAGGUCGUGCCGGUGAAGUGAGACACAGUCCCAAAAUGGACCCCUCUGACUGAGACGUAAAAACACGUCCUGUGUUAUGCUUUGCAGCUGAGUUAAGUCAGCAGCAUUAGCCAUGCCUCACGAGUAAAACCACCCUUUUUUUUUUGCUCAAAGCAAUACAAGAAAACGAAAAAGCUUCCUACAUGCCUCCCAAUGUAGAGCCCCUUCAGUUUGUCCUGCUGGAGUGACAGCCCCCUCUUCCAGAAAGGUUCUGCCUUGUCCUUGCCCUUUUUUUCUUCAUUUACCGCCCUAAAGUAACUACCCAUCACAAUGCUGCUCUGCCUGAAAAUGGCCAACACCUGAGCUCCCAUGCGUCCAGUGAGCACCGAUUCAGACGGUCCUGCUCCUCCUGAGAACCUCUCUUGCCCCUGUCCCCUCGUGGGCCCCCUGUCUGCCUCAGAGAUGUCCCUCCUCCAGUCGUUGGGUCCAGUACAAAGCUGGCUUGGCCAGGAGCUUGAGAAGUGCGGGAUUGACGCCAUGAUUUACACCCGCUAUGUUCUGAGCCUUCUCCUGCAUGACAGUUACGACUAUGACCUGCAGGACCAGGAAAAUGACAUCUUCCUGGGUUGGGAGAAGGGAACUGGGAAGAAAUGGGGCAAGAGCAAAAAGAAAGGAGCGACCGAUCUGAGUCUGGAGGAAAUGAAGAAGCAAGCAGCAGUGCAAUGCCUCCGCUCUGCAUCUGAUGAAAACUCGGGAAUUGAAAGUUUGGUUGAAGAGCUUUGCUCUAAACUAAAGGAGAUCCAAAACAAGCAGAAAGAGGAAAAGCGCAUUAAAAAGAAAUCUGAUGGUUCUCAGUCUCCAGAGCGAGCCGAGUCCCCCUCUUCCAAGGACCAGGUGGAAAUGUACUACGAAGCCUUUCCUCCUUUGUCAGAGAAACCUGUUUGUCUCCAAGAGAUCAUGACAGUGUGGAACAAGACUAAGGCCUGUGCAUAUUCAAGUUCAUCAUCUUCUGCAGCCCCACAAACCAGUACAGAUACCUCCUCCCCCAAAGAUUGCAACAGUGACGGCGAAGCUACAAAAGAGCGAACUGAGGCUUGUGGCACCAUCAUGUCUAUAACCCACGAGAAAGGCCAGCAACGACGAAGCAAGAAGGAGAAAGAAAACCGACACCACGGUGGUGCAGCGGCAGAGGAGAAAUCUUCUGUCCACUCAAAGAGGCAGAUUAGACACAGGUCUGAGGGAAAAUACCGACCCAGGUCUUGGUCUUCUGGCUCGAGCGAGGCAGGCUCAAGCUCAAGUGGGAACCAGGGUGACUCAAAGUCAUCCAGAAGCAAGACAGUUAGAAUAAGGCACAAAUCCAGGGAGGCUACAAAGAAUAAGAGAACACGCAACGCUGGGCAAGUGAAGUUGCAGAUGAAAGUUAUUGAAAAAGAUGAGCGAAGAAAUGCAGGAGGGAGCAGCAGCAGCGCAGCCGGUGGCACUGCCAAACAACCACAGCUUUACAGAAAGGGCAAGAGGCCGAUGAAGGAGAUUCGUAAAGAUCCAGGCUGGAUGGAAGCAAAGGAGUCCGGAGUUGAGGCCAGACACAAAAAGGAAUACAUGGAAGAACCUCUUUGGUACACCGAGCCCAUUGCAGAGUAUUUUGUACCUUUCAGCAGCCUACAAAGCAAGCUGGAGACAAAAUACCGCAGCCAGGUUGACUCCCUGGAUGGCUUUGACCUGUCGACCGACAUGGAGAAGCUACCAGAGAAAAUCCAGGGAAUCUGCAUCGCCAAUGAGAACUACCAGAGAGCUUACUUGGCAGCAGGCUCGUUUGUGGACGGGCACUUCGUGGAAGGGCCUGGCGACGCGGAAGAUGAGACAGCCGAACUCACCAGGACUUCAAGCUGCCCUCAGCCAGAGGAUAGUAGAGAUUUAGAUGACGAGCAUCUGUCUGAAUUCACUCACUUCUAUGAAGUUGACAUUUAUCAAUCCAUAUUGGAUACUAGUGCCUCAGACUCGAUCCAAGAGAGUCGGAUCUUAAGCAUGAUUCGACAAAAAAGCAAAGAGCAAAGAGACGUUGAGGCAGAAUGUUGUUUAGUGUUAGAUGGCCUUGAGCAGCAAGGGAAAAGUGCAAUACGGGCAGACUCGCUGGAAACACCGGGAUCUGUUGGAUUCUUGAUGGAGGAUCUUGAAAACAUGGUUCAAGUGUGGGGAUGCUAUUCACCUUCUACUUCAGAGGACAUCGAUGGAGAGAGCUUUAUAGGAGACUCUCCCAUUCGGCUCUCCCCUCUUCUUGAUAGUGUCUCAUAUACCCUGAACAAACUGUCAAACGCAGGGGAGCCGCCCGUUCCUGAAGUGAGCAGUGAACCAUCUGGUUUGAACUCAUCCUGCUUCUCUCUCUUUGAGCUCCAGUACGAAAGCCCUACUUUUCCCUUUCCCUGCGACUCACUCACCGUUGGUCACGAAAACAACACAGAUUCUAGUAGCUGUCUCGACCCACAUUCUAAUAAACAGUCUCGUUUGCUAAUAUGGACCAAAAAUAGUGCCUUUGACGAAACUGAACACUGUUCUAACCUAUCAACAAGAACUUGCAGUCCGUGGUCGCAUUCAGAGGAGACUCGCUCUGACAACGAGCAGGGUACUGCUCUGGUAGAGGACGCUGCUCAGAUUGGCAACGAAGAGACAAGCUGUGCUAUCCCUCUUUCCGGUACAUAUCUAGAGGAUGAAAUCUUAGAUUUCUUGCAAGAUGACUCCGGCAAAAAGUGCGAGGAGGUCAGUGUCAGCACAGCAUCCAAUCAGACCUUUGCCAAAAAAUCCAAAUUAGAAUCCGUCUGUGGAAUAGCAUUGGAAAAGGAUGAGAGCAAACCAUACAGCGCUGGCAUGUUUUCGAACAACACAAACCAACAGAGUGACGAUUACAGCUCAGGGAUAAUAAAAGACAUUUGGACCGCGGUCGGAGACGGCAAAGCAACAAUGUCGGGGCACGGAGAGGAGAAACUAAGCAAGGGGCUCUUCUCAGAUGAGCCGGGUGCCUACUGUUGCAGCUGUCUAGAGGUCCAGGCGAAAGGAGUUCCGGCUCCGGGACCUCAGAAAAAGGCCGUGCAGCGGUCGGAGUAUCACCUCUGGGAAGGAAAGAACGAAGAGCAGGACUUGGUCAAAAACAAACUCUCUAAGGUAGAUGGUGCUGGGGAUUACAUGACUCCGUCCAAGCCCUGGGACUUGAACUCUGACAAAGAGAGCACAUCGUUCAUCCUCGGAGGAGUAUAUGGAGAGCUGAAAACACUAAGCGGGGACAAGAACUGGGCUGUCGUGCCACCAGGCGAGGGCAAGGAUAGCCUGCUGAAGUGCACCGCUGCAGCUGCUUCCUCGUCCAACUCGGACAUGCUCGCCAUCACCGGCACCGAUGUGUUCAUGAACACGGCCAGCUGCUUUGCUCCCGGGCACCGGCCCCUGUGGAGGCCCCUCGUGUCCUUCGGGCAGAGUGACCAGGCCAUCAGAGGAACUGGAGACGGAUUGAAUAAGGGAUUUUCUUUGAUCUUCCAUGAAGAUUUGCUUGGAUCUUACGGAGGCUUGCGCAGCGAGGAGCAAGGUUUAGAGUACCCGUUUUCAUCCUUCAACCUGAACAGUCCCUUCUCUCAAGUCCUCCAUGUUGAGUGUUCCUUUGAGCCGGAGGACAUGGCCUCUUUCAGUCCAGGGUUCAAGCCCAAGUCUAUUCUUUGCUCGGACUCGGACAACGAAGCCAUCCACUCUCGCCUAUAUGGCAUCAACAGGACACAGUACAGGGCCAUUCGCAUUUCCCCCAGGACUCAUUUUCGCCCGAUAUCUGCCUCCGAGCUGUCUCCUGGUGGUGCGAGUGAUUCAGAAACCGAGACUGACAAGGAGGAGAUGAGUUUCCCCACCCUGGCUCCCGUGGACGUCUUUGACGAUCCUCAGGCAGACCUUAAACCCCUGGAAGAGGAUGCAGAAUGCGAGGGCCCUUAUUAUGGGAAGUCAGAACUGGAAUCUGGUAAAUUUUUACCCAGAUUAAAGAAGUCUGGCAUGGAGAAGAGUGCCCAGACCUCUCUGGAUUCUCAGGAAGGUUCUUGUGCCCUCCUACCGAUCGCUGAGCAAGAGAUUUGCUUAGACUGCAAAACAACGGCAGCCGCAUCGAGUGCAGGUGGGCAGACGGACGCACCGGUCAGCAAGGUUCCAAAGGAGGAAUCUUUAGGAGAGAAGCAGUCCUGUUCAUGUUCACCAGCAGGUCAGAUCUCCAAGUUUGGGGUCGCUUACGACUUUGUUGGCGACGCGCCAGAAUUUCCUCUAUUAGAAAUAGGUGGACAGGGAGGAACUGGCAACCAGCAAGAUGAGUGCUGGUGGCAAAACGCAAUUUGUUCCCCCCUUUUCCCUGGCUCUCAAUGUACAGGGAGCAGCAACAUUUGAAGCCUCCAGUUUGGCAGAGGACGCCUUUUGCUGAGAGGAAAAGUUUUCUCCACUCUUGUGACUGGACCUCAACCAGCAAAGAUUCACGGUCACCCCAGAGCUGGAAAACCUAAUGUAGGCUAAUUUUAUGAGACGCCUCUUGAAAACCCCAACACGUAACCCUGUUGGUUUUCAUUUACUAACUUUAAAAAAAAGAAGAAAAAAAAGGAAAAAACAAAAAAAAAGAAGCAACCUUGUGUAAUCAACAAUCAGAUCGACAGAGUGAAAAUAGGAAAACUCGAAAAAGAAAAAAAAAACAUGUCGUCUUUGAGUGAUGCCAUGAGCAGACAUGCAUUUUAUAAUUUGUUUCAGUUGAUUCUAUGUACACUGGUCCUUAUCCAAGUCUCACAGUUAGCUAGUAGGGACAAGUUUUUGUUCUAUCCUUGUCAGUUUUUUGUUCCCAACAUUUUGAGUUUGAACUAAGAUUCUGGUGGUUGGUGGUGUCUGAAUGGUUGUGCAUGUAUGUUCGUCCAGCCAGUCUCACUCCUCUUUUCUAGUUGAACCUAAUGUGUGAAACUGACCGCUGUUGCAUCCUCUACUUUCCAUCCUGAGUUCAGAAGGUUGAAACGAGGACGUCGAGGUUAUUGCGUUGCAUACGAAAUUUGGGAGUUUAAUUUAUAUAGUUUGUCCGGAGGACUUUCUGAAUGCAAAGUAGAGAAUGUGUGCAGCCUUCUUCUAAAUAUCCGUAAAUUCCCUGUGUUUUGAAGUUCAAAGUCUGAGUUUUGAAUGGUGAUAGUCUUUCAAAAGCUAGCAGUAGACAUAGUGUGGUUUGUGAGGCAAAAAUAAUAAUAAAAAAACUUUAAACAGAAAAAUAACUGGUAAUUGAAAGGAGUUUUGUUGGCAAAAAAGAAAGAAAUAAUCUACUUGAACAUGCUUUUUGGGGGGAAGGAUUAAAUAAAAAAACAAACAAAACAAAAAAAAUAAGGCAUAAAAGUGUGUUUUGGGGGAUGAAAAAAAACCCACCAUGAAAAGACAUGACUACAGCCAUUUCUGCAGACACGUGUUGGCACAGAGCGUAACUCUGUUUUAUUUAAUCUAUUUUUUUUUGUAAAAAAAAACCCUAUGGUACAGAAGACUAUUGGUGCUAUGAAUAUGUUCAAAUAUAUUUUGAAGUUCCAUGAUAUGGUUGUGAUAGGUUGAUGGAAUAGUCUUCAGACAGACUCCAUAAUCCCUUUAAAUAAAAAAAAAAGGAAAAAAACAGAAAAAAGCUCCCCAAAAAAUUGUGAAGAUAGAUUUUUGCCUGAUCACGCUUUCUGCUUAAUGUGGUUUGACUUUUUUUUUCUUUUACAUUUUAAAGUAACCUCUUAAUUGUCAGGCCUGCCAUGACUGAAACAGAAAUACUAUUUAUAGGCAUUUUAAAUAUCUUGUUUAAAAUACACCUCAGUUCCAAGAAAGGACAAAAUUAGCAAUGGCUGUCUUUAAUUUAACUAAACCAACCCAUAGUAAAAAAAUAAAAUAAAAAACAGCUUUGGGGUAGAGAGCAAACCCCCCCAAAAAAAGCCGUAAUAAUUACACUAAGAUACAGAUGCUUUUUCCCAUGUGAGAUGUUUUUUUUCUUUUUCCUUUUCUUUGGUUUACAGUUGAUCUUGCUGAAAUGUUGAUUUAAUGUCUCACUGUCA